Molecule: messenger RNA, 1857 nt
Organism: Saccharomycopsis crataegensis
Lineage: Eukaryota; Fungi; Ascomycota; Saccharomycetes; Ascoideales; Saccharomycopsidaceae
Exons: 1
Coding region: 1-1857 (618 amino acids)
Cellular component (GO): spliceosomal complex
Source: RefSeq, a predicted model, not a curated record
AUGGAAUCCCAAUUCACCGGCAUCAGGAAGUUCUUGGACGAUGAAAACAACCAAUCGAUGGACCUUGGGUGGUUCAAGAGCGUUGCAAAGUACCUCGAGGAAAUCACCAUCGUCAACAGAGAUCUACGAGCCUCGGUGAAAGACAACACCUCGACGUUAUUGGAUAUCUUGCCAAGCGAGGAAUUGCUCCAUGACUUAAUCUCACAGUUUGGUAAUGUCGUGAUCAUCGAUGAUGGGAAGUUAAAAACCCUGGUGAUCCAAUGGCUCAGCAACAACAACAACAACAACAACAACAACAACAACAACAACUCCAAUGUCUUGCAAUUGUUCAUUGAUAUUAUCAUUCAUCAUGAUAAUUUCGACAUCGUGUACCUGGUGGUCAAUAUUAUCAACGAUUUGGUCGAUGAUGACGAUAACCUUGAUAAUAACGUACUGGUGGUCUCGAUAUUGCUACAAUUGAAAUUCCCUGAAGCGUUGGUAGGGAAAAUCGUCCAUUAUUCCAAUAACAAUAACGAUAAAGUCACGGAAAUUGAAAAGCAUGAUUUUGUCACCACCGCAUCAUCAUUACUAGUAUCCUUAGUGUCUGAUGUUUCUAUAUCCGACGCAUCAUCGUCCCAAGAUUCCUCCAACAACAUCUCAUUAAGCCAGAAUAAAACCUUAGUGAAUUAUAUGAUAUCCAAUGUUUGUAUCCCUAUAAAACAGAAACCCCAAACAUUGACUUUGACCAAUCAAUACGCCUCGGAAUUUUUCGUGAAACUUUCCUUGAGUUUGACGGCGGUUUCUCAAGAAUACUCGGCGUUCGGCAAGUUUGUUGACCUCAUCAAUGCGUUAAUCGACAGUAAUUAUAAAACUGCCAAGUACUCCAACCUCAUGGAACUUGUAUCGUUGAUCAUUUUCAAAUUCCGUAAACCAUCAUUAUUCCCUCCUAAAAACUCGAUCCAAGAGGAAUUCUUGUCGAAUAUUCUUGAUUGGUGUCAAUUUUUAUUCACCGCUCCUGGUAAGACCGCGGUCGAUUGUAAACAACAAUUUGUCACUGCCGAAGGAAUAGAUUUGAUAGUAUUGGUGCUCAAAAACUAUUUAUCAAAGGAGAGUUAUUUACAAAACGAGGAGGCCGAGUUUGAGUAUAAACGCUGGGAGAAAUUGAGUAAAUGGGGUUAUAUUCGAUGUUUUGGUUUGAUUUUAAAUUUAUUAACCCCAACUCAACAUUCAAUGGCUCCUGCUGUAGGAUACACAAAUAAUGAUGAUGAUGAUGAUGAUGAUGAACGAAAUGGGGUUUUCCUGGUGACGAUUGUUAAUUCUUUAAUCUCCUCGGGGAUAUUGAAAUAUCUCUACAAACCCUUAGGGGUUAUCAAUGGUAAUCUCACAUUGACCCUUCUUUUCCCACUCUCGACAUCCCUCAAGUCCAAACAUCGCCAAGGGCGUGAGUUUCUUGAGAAAUGGUUGAAAAUCAUCAUUUGGUUGAUUAGUUUGGCGCCAUUGGAUUCCGAUGAACGACAGCGGGUGGUCCACAAACUUAUGGAGAAUGAGUUAUCAAACUUGAAGAAACUUGUUAGCGUCAGAAAAUACUUUGUGGGGAAAUUAUCAACCGAUGACCCUCCAGAAGAUAAAGAAUUGCAUUAUUUGAAAAUCGUCGACAAGGGAUGGUCGAUAGUGGAAUAUGUCGAUAUCAUUGUGAAUUGGCUCCUAGUGGAGGAACAGUGUCGGAUAUUAGUUGGUGACCUCAUCAAUACAAGCACUAGUGAAUACUACAUUGGAAUUGAUACUUUAACUAAAGAAUUGAGAGAAUAUUGCGGAUCGAAUGAUGAUACAGAUGGGCUAAAAGUGGUGGUGAAAGAGUUGCUCGCAGUGGAGAUAUGA